AUGGGCGGGUGGGGACGCCGCCGGCAGCAGGGCGCGGUGGCGGUGUUGCUGCUCUGGAUCGCGGUUCGGGGGGCAGUAGAGGGGGCUGAGAGCAGCAUGAUCCUGUCAUCGGUGGGCAAUGCUGACAGUCGGUUCAAUAAUCAGAGCUUUGUGCGGGCCGCUGGCUACACACACAUGGCUGCCAGCAACCUGCAGCUAUGUCUAUCGUAUCGCUGGCUCAGCCCGGCAAUCUUUCCCAACGGCUCGGAUGCCGAGGCCUGGCGGGCAAAGUGCGUCAAGACGGCCCAAAAGGAGAUCGACGCAGCCCACGCACAGGGGCUCAAAACCAAUCAUGCCAUGGACGUCUUUACCUUUCCUUCAACGCUGAUCGCUACGUUUCCAAACAUGACGGAUGGGCAUGGCACCAUCGUCCUCUCCCCUAUGACCCAGCGUGUGCUGGCCGGCAUGGUGGAUGAGAUGGUAGCCCUCUUCCCGACCGCGGACAGCUACAUGAUUCGUGUGGGUGAAAACUACCUGCCCUCCGAACCCUAUUUUACCGGCAACGAAGCGGUCAACUUUAGUGCCCCCUUUGAUGUGCAACAAGCCGAUUACGUGCUUCUGAUCCGCAUCCUCAAGGCUGCCUUUGUUGAAAAGCGCUUUGCUCCUUCGUCACCCAAGCGCUUCCACUCCAGUCUAGCGUACUACCUGAACGUCACAAACCAAAUCACGCCCCAUCCCAAACUCAUUUUUUCCAUCAAGCACGUCAUGCUUGAUUUUUGGCCCUACGUGGCGUUUAAUCCCACUUUGGCCCAGGGUGCACAUCAACAAAUUGUUGAAGUGGAGUGUGCGCGCGAAUAUGAAGGUAAAGGAGCAUUUCCCAACUACAUUGGUCACGGCGUGAUAAAUCGCUGGGCUGAGGUGCUUGACGGCCAGGGGCUCAAGGACGUAGUCAACAGCUCGCUCAUCACGGGGCUCUGGCUUUGGAGCUCGGGCGGGGGCUGGGGUGGCGUGCCCAAGGUUGGCGUCCAUGAGCUGUGGCCUUUGAUGAAUACACUGGUGAUCUUACGAUGGUGGCGCAACAACACCUCACCCAUUCCCGGGUUGAGUGCCGAUGAGGCUUUUCUGGCCACCUGUACGGAGGACUUGGGCAUGGCGGCAAAGGGGUGCCCCAGCCUAUUGACAGCGGCUGUGGCUUCACAGGAGGCUGUACUCCAAAUGCGUUAUUGCCAGCCCUAUGAUGCUAGCCUUCUAAACCAGUACAUGCCCACGAACAACUGGUUCCGCGAUGAUCGAAUGGGUGGCUAUGACCAACUCAAUGGCUUGACAUAUGAGCACGAGCUCUUGGAACAAGCUGUGGCGGAGAAGCAGGCCGCGACAGCAACGUGGGCCCGGAUCCAAAGCUUGAUUGGCGCGGGCACGGCCAAUGUGACCACGGGCUGGGCACCCUUUUUCCGUGAUUCAGCCAAAUACGGGGCCUUGCUCUCUCACAUCAUCGCAGCUGGGAACCAGACGGGUCACUUUAAUGUCACAGGGCUGACAGCGGCCGUACGUGAGUACGAUGCAGCGCGCAGCGCUUAUCAAGAGUUUUUGGACGAGAUGGGUUCGGCAGUGGCUUCGCCCAUGUAUCCGUAUUACGAGGACGUGGAUGGCCACAACAAUAACGUGACGCAUGCCCCCGGUCUCAAUGCCAGCGUUGACCUGUUUCGGCGCAUCGAGGAUUGA
Molecule: messenger RNA, 1701 nt
Organism: Monosiga brevicollis MX1
Lineage: Eukaryota; Choanoflagellata; Craspedida; Salpingoecidae
Exons: 11
Coding region: 1-1701 (566 amino acids)
Source: RefSeq, a predicted model, not a curated record